AAUGGUGAUGGGCUGGAUGGCUGGGAUGUUGUUCUUUAUGUGCUAAAGAACCACUUUCUCAAAGCACUUCAGAAUAGAGGUGCUGGAGGUAAAAGAGUAAAUAAGAGUUCCUGCAGUGCUGCUGCAGUGUUUCUGGGUCUGCUGUGUCUUCUCCUCCUGACUGGACUCAUAACUCUGGUUUUCCUGUUCACCAAAGGCAAGUCUGAGUGGGAAAUGGAGAUGGUCCUGUUACACACCAGUUACAACAACUUGACCAAAGAACUAGACCAGCUUCAGACCAGUUACAACAACCUGACUAAAGAGCAAGACCGCCUCCAACAAAGAGUUGAAAACAUAACCAUGGAGACAAAUGAUCUUCAGAAAAAUCUUCAAGAUUGUGACCAACUAGGAUGGGUGUAUUUCAACAGGAGUUUCUAUUACAUUUCUUUACUGAAGAAGUCCUGGCAAGACAGUAGAGAUGACUGUCUGCAAAGAGGGGCAGACCUGGUGAUUAUCAACAGCAAAGAAGAACAGAAUUUUACAAGUCAAUUCAAGAGGCUCACAUGGAUUGGACUGACCAACAAAGUUAAAGAGGUGACAUGGAAAUGGGUGGAUGGGACUUCGCCGACCACAAGCUUCUGGGCCAAAGGUCAGCCAGGUGGUGGAAAAGAUAGAAACUGCACAAAAAUAAUAAGCUCCAAUUUGGACAACAACUGGAAUGAUGAAUUGUGUAAUCUUCAAAACUUCUGGAUCUGUGAGAAGAGACUGCCUGUAUAACUCAGCAUCCAAACCUACAAGACAAUGAUAUCAAUGACAAGGAGAUACUUUGUUGUAUUUCCAGAUUCAGCUAACAACACUAACAUAAUGCUAAGCAAGCUGCUGUAUAAACAAAGUGUCUCAUUAACAAACAUAACUGUAGAAAUAUUCAGCUUGGUUCACUGCUUUGAAUGUAAAAACUGAUAUGUAUUUGUGUUGCUGGCUGAGCUAGACUCACCUUAUUGUGACCCUGUGACCUUACCAUGAUCUGCAACCUUUUCAUCACAAGCCUAUGAGCUGCUGCUGAAGUUACAUCCAAUUGGACCCUUCUGCAGUAAACAAUUAAUAUCCAAUGCCAAUAUCUAGUGCCAAUGCAGAAAACAUUGUGCUCUUUAGAUAGUGAGGUGUAAAGUGAGUGUAUGUGGGAAGGUCGGGGUGGUGGAUGGGUUGUAACGCGUCUGACAUUCAUGCUGGUGACCAGAGUCCUGUCCCGUCACAGGCACUCAAUUAAUGUUCACUAAAAAACUAAUCACCAACUUGUUUCAUAACAUUAACCUUGCCUCCCUGAUGUACUGACAAACAUCUGCUUAAUGCUUUUCUUUGUUACAAUCAAACAUAAAGUAUGAUAGUAUAAAUAUAAAGUGUUUUCUAUAACUGUGUGAGUAUUUCUGUAAAUAGUCCAUCUUGUCACAUUUUAUUCUUUAUUUCCCAAAUUCAUAUUCAAUUUUAACUCUGUAUUUUAGAUUUUUCUGUGAUUAACUGCUUUCAGUUCAUUUAUGUCAGUUACGCAACAGUCUUAGUUUUGU
Messenger RNA from Micropterus dolomieu (smallmouth bass), 1541 nucleotides. RefSeq names its product CD209 antigen-like. Gene Ontology annotation, molecular function: carbohydrate binding. Gene Ontology annotation, biological process: biological process involved in interspecies interaction between organisms. Gene Ontology annotation, cellular component: external side of plasma membrane. The transcript is spliced from 6 exons. The coding region runs from base 214 to 756 and encodes 180 amino acids. The record is from RefSeq and is a predicted model, not a curated record. Lineage: Eukaryota; Metazoa; Chordata; Actinopteri; Centrarchiformes; Centrarchidae.